Suhomyces tanzawaensis NRRL Y-17324 is the source of this 1305-nucleotide messenger RNA. RefSeq lists its product as uncharacterized. Gene Ontology annotation, biological process: cellular response to L-arginine; regulation of intracellular signal transduction. Gene Ontology annotation, cellular component: cytosol. The record is from RefSeq and is a predicted model, not a curated record. Bases 1 to 1305 code for a protein of 434 amino acids. Lineage: Eukaryota; Fungi; Ascomycota; Pichiomycetes; Serinales; Debaryomycetaceae. The transcript has a single exon.
AUGUCUACCCACGUCCACUUGAACCCCACCCGCCUCUCGAUCCUCCUGAUCCCUCGCAGCCGCUACUGGGUGUUCACCAGCCCCAUUCUCCAGCUCCUCUAUAACGAGCUGUCCAAGACUGAAGACCACAACGACUCCGACAACGACUCCGACGACUCCGACGAUGAUGCUGCCAGCUCCAGCGAUUCCUUGUCCCGCUCUUCUACGUUGAGUCCGUCGACAAACUCCUCGUCCAACUCACAUCCCACUUUCUCGUCCACUUCUGACAAGAACGGCAUGGCAAAGGCCGUGGACAACUCGAGCAAGACGCUCUCCAAUGACGACUACGACCAUGCCUCGUCCUCUGCUGCUGUGUUGUCGCACAGCCGUCACAACAGCCAGGCCAGUGCCUCGCUAUCCGACACAGAAGACACCGAAAACGAUGACUACUUCUUCCACAUCGCCUUCACCCCGUCCGAAUGCACCGUCAUAUGCUCCAGCUCCCUCAUGGACUCGCUUUUUAGCGAGCCAAUCCUGUUCUGCCACCAACUCGGUCUUGGUGUCGAAUUGCUCGAGGAAAACUUCUUGAGCCUCCAGGUGGACACAGAUAGUGGCUUCGAUACCGACCUGAUUUUGGAGCUCACCAAGCCGCUUUCGGAAAACCAGAUCUCGCUAUUCUUCUUGUCGAGCCACUUCAACGACAUAGUUCUUGUCCCCUACUCGUUCCGAGAAAAAGUCAUCCAUAUCUUGACCAAAAGCAACUUCACAUUUACUAACGCCAACAGCUUCGUUGGCGGCUUCGACGACACCCCCAAACCGGAAGUCGUGGAGUCGCCGGACCUCGAGACUGCCACUUUCAGGUUAUUCGAAAAUGCCAACAUUAAACCGGUCAUCAACCAAGACGUCAAAUUGCUUCUCACCGGUGCCAGAUCAGGAGAAGUCAAUGCCACCAUUUUGAAGGCAGCAAAGGUGCUCACAUCGACCGAGUUCAUUCCCAGCUACUUCGCCAUCACCAGAACAUCAAUCAACGAAGUGUCUUUGAUCCUCCCAAAAUCAUCCAAAAAGCGAUCCCGCAUGGGGUUCGACUCAAAAAGCAUCAUAGGAUCUGCACAAGAUAUAAUAAUACCCAUAACCAUUGAUUUUCAAAAGCUCCCCCUAGAUUCCACGGGAAUCGUUGCGGGUGUGGCCAGCAGGUUGAUCAACGGCUUUACCCAGUAUAAGGAUGAAGACUACGUGUUUGAGAUGAAUUAUUUAUCUAUGGCCAAGCUGGGAAUCAUCAUGAUACCCGAGGAGAAUGUAAAAAUCAUCGGAACAAUGUUGAAGUGA